This is a messenger RNA of Colletotrichum higginsianum IMI 349063, 432 nucleotides long. RefSeq lists its product as uncharacterized. The record is from RefSeq and is a predicted model, not a curated record. NCBI's taxonomy places the organism in Eukaryota, Fungi, Ascomycota, Sordariomycetes, Glomerellales, Glomerellaceae. Bases 1 to 432 code for a protein of 143 amino acids. The transcript has 2 exons.
AUGAAUCCCUUUGUGGCCGACAAGACGACGAAAUACGACACGGCCGAAGAUGGCCCAGACAGUGAAAGUGAGGACCACCUUUCCUGGCGACGCAACACCUCCUCCCCGGCCGUUGUGACUGUCUCGAGAGCGUUCUACUUCACAUCUCUGCUCUUGUUUGUGAUAUUUCCCAUUCUCGCCAUCGCCAUCGUCCUCCUUCACGGGAAACUUGAGGCCGGACGCAUCGACAGCGGCUUCCUUCAAGGCUUCCCUACCGAGCUGGACCCAGUCAAGAGCGUCUUGGCCAGCGAGACGGUUCGGUUCACGGGCGGUCUUCAUUACCACCCAAACGGAACCCUGUACCGGGAGACGAUCGCCGGCGAGCCUCAAUAUGUCGGGGCGCCCUCGCCCGAGGUUGACUUGGCGUGGGACACAUUGCUAAAAGGCAAGUGA